AUUUUCUAGCCAGAAACCAAGUUGCUGUUCCCAUUAGAUGAGAGAGUUUGACUCACUGUACAGGUCGGGCUGGGGAGUUGGCGGGUAAAGGAAGAGUAAGGGAAAUCUCUGCAGUUUUGAGUUGACCCAAGUUUGGGAAAAGAGCACAGAAGACGCACCUCGGGAGCUGCAAUAGGUUGUAUAAAUGCUAGCCACACUUCGACCCUGAAUCUGGAAGGUAAAUAACGUAAAAGAGGCAGGCUUGGACGUUUCGCGUUAGGGAAUUACGGCAAACUCUGGGUCCGGGGUGGAGCCAGAGGGCAGCAACCCCUCCUCCCACUUCCACCCUCUCCGCUUCAGGAAGUGAAGACAGUUUAUCCCCCGCCCCUGUCCCCUCCCCGAGGGAGUUGGGAGAGAAGCGGGUGGCUCGCAGCUCAGGGUAGGGGGGCGGUCUGUCCAAAGGCCGGAGUCCCCCAGAGAAGGGGGCCGAGCCUUUCAGGGGUAGAGUUCUGAUAAAAGUCGGAGGAAGUGGGCGCCCUCUGUCCAUCAGAAUUAAUUUAAAACUCUAAAGAGCCUUGACUCCUGGCUUCCGCUCACCUCUGGAGCUUUCCUGGCUUCUCACUUCCUCGAUGUGCCUGUCCAAGAGAAACGUCUGCACUUCUGUGACUGCGCCAGGCAUUGAAACUUCUGGCCAAGCUCUACUGGGGUAUGAUUCGUGUCGCGAAGCACCUCUGAAGUCAGGGUAGGACAGGCAGGAGGCAGGAAAGUAACUACAAUGACUUCAGCAGUACUAGUGGACAUACGAGAUGAAGUGACCUGCCCCAUCUGCCUGGAGCUCUUGACGGAACCCAUGAGCCUAGACUGUGGGCACAGCUUCUGCCAAGCCUGCAUCACAGGGAACAGCAAGCAAUCAGAGAUCAGCCAAGAAGGGGGAAGCAGCUGUCCUGUGUGCCGGACCAGCUACCAGCCUGGGAACCUCCGGCCUAAUCGGCACCUGGCCAACAUAGUGGAGAGACUCAGGGAGGCAGUGUUGGGCCCUGAGAAGCAGCUGAAGGUAAUUCUGUGUACAGACCACGGAGAGAAACUGCAGCUUUUCUGUAAGGAGGAUGGGAAGAUCAUUUGCUGGCUUUGUGAGCGGUCUCUGGAGCACCGUGAUCACCAGACGUUCCUCGUGGAGGAGGUUGCCCAGGAGUACCAGGAGAUGUUCCAGGAGUCUUUGAAGAAGCUGAAGAAAGAGCAGCAGGAAGUUGAGAAGCUAACAGCUGUUGUCAGAAAGAAGAAGUCAUGCUGGAAGAGUCAGAUGGAACCAGAGAGACAGAGGAUCCAGGCACGGUUUAAUCAGAUGAGAAGCAUUCUGGACAAAGAGGAGCAGCGGGAACUCAAAAAGCUGGAGAGGGAAGAGAAGAAGGGAUUGAGUAUUAUAGAAAAGGCUGAGGAUGAGCUGGUUCAGCAGAGUCAGUCACUGAGAAAGCUCAUCUCAGACCUGGAACAUCGGUGUCAGGGGUCAGCGAUGGAGCUGCUGCAGGAUGUGAAUGAUGUCAUGGAAAGGAAUGAGUUAUGGACCUUGAAGAAGCCAAAAGCUCUUCCUACCAAGCUGAGAAGUGAAUUUCGAGCCCCAGAUCUGAAAAAGAUGCUGCGAGUCUUUAGAGAGCUGACAGAUCUCCAAAGCUGCUGGGUGGAUGUGACUCUGAAUCCACAGACGGCUAAUUUAAAUCUUCUCCUGUCUAAAAACCGAAGGCAGGUGAGAUUUGUGGGUGCUAAGCUGCCUGAGCCUUCCUGUCUGAGAGAGCAUUACGACUGUGGUAUCCUGGGCACCCAGCAGUUCUCCACAGGAAAACAUUACUGGGAGGUAGAUGUGACCAACAAGACUGACUGGAUUCUGGGGGUGUGCAGUAAUUCAGUGGUACCUGCAUUCUCUUUCUACCAGUAUGCCAACAAUCAGAAUGUUUGCUCUAGCUAUCGACCUCAAAGUGGGUACUGGGUGAUUGGGUUAAAGCAUAAGCAUGAAUAUAGAGCCUAUGAGGACUCGUCUACUUCCUUGCUCCUCCUCAUGACUGUGCCACCCCGCCGGGUUGGAAUUUUCUUAGACUAUGAGGCCGGUAUUGUCUCCUUUUAUAAUGUCACAAACCACGGCUUCCCCAUCUAUACAUUCUCUAAAUAUUACUUUCCGACUCCCCUUUGUCCAUAUUUUAAUCCUUGUAACUGUGUGGUCCCAAUGACCCUGCGUUACCCACGCUCUUGAACAUUUUGCUCUCCCCACCCAUCUCAGUUUCUUAAUGCUGCUGUAGCAGAAAUACCACAAGUGAGUGGCUUUACCAAACAAAUUUAUUUUCUCAUCCUUCAGGAGACUAGAAAUCCAAAUUCAGGGCACUGGCUCUAGGGGAGGGCACUCUCCGUUGGCCCUGUCGGAAAAUCCUUGUCUUGGUUUCUCUGAUAUUCUCUGCAUUCCUUGGAGCUGUCCCCGUGGCAUCUAUUUCUCCCUUGUUCCUGUUUGCUUGCUUCAGUGCCUAAUCUACUUUUAUAUCUCAAAAGUGAUUGGUUUAGGACACACCCUACACUAAUAUGGCCUCAUUAACAUAACAAAGAAAACCCUAUUCCCAAAUGGGAUUACAUCCACAGGAUAACCCAUUGUCCUAGAGUCCCUUCCAACUCAUAGCAACUCUGUAGGACAGAUUAAGACUGCCCCAUAGGGUUCCUAAGGAGCAGCUGGUGAAUUUGAACUGCUGACCUUUUGGUUAGCAGCUGAACUGUUAACCAGGGGUUAAGAUUUAUAACACAUGUUUUUUGAGGACAUAGUUCAAUCCUUGAUACUACCACUUCUGAGAAGUACCCUCUGCCCUGAGGCUCAUCUGCACCUGAGUCUCUUCCCUCUGACCUGUUUUUCUGCAUUGUCACGCCUUUCUUUUUGAACAACAUUUACUCAAUACUAGAAUAUACCUAGCGGUGAAAGUGAGCAUCCUUUGACUAGUUACAGAUCUUGAAAUGAAGGAGGGGGACCUUUGAACAUUUUGCUUUUAAGCACUGCAUUUGAUAUAUGUUUAAUUGUUGAUGCGUGGAAUCAAAUUAGGAGGUUCCCUUCUAAAUUUGCUGUGAGGUUUUUUUUUUUUUGUGCUGAAUGGAAAAUUGAAUUUCAACCUAUAUUUUCUCUGUAAUUACUGAGAUAAUUAUGUGACAUUUUUAUUCUGUUAAUGUGACUCAGUACCUUGCUCUGUUUUAAAGGCUAAAUUUACUACAAAUUCCUGAAAUAAACCAUUAUUAUUCUUCAUUCAUAAUACUGGAGUUGUUUUUGCUAAUACAUUGUUUAGGUGGUUUUUCAUCUGUGUUUAUGAAAGACAUUGGCCUGUAGUUUUGCAUUCUUGUAAUGUCUUAGGUUAUGUAAAAUGCAGUAAUGAGCAAAGAAAUUGCUCUGUUUGUAAGUAUAAAAAAAAAAUAGGAUUAAAUACUGAAAACAAACCAUUAUCCUGUUAAUGUUGGUAACUAAAUUCAAAUUGAAGAAAUUCCAAUUUCAGUCUUCACUACAAUGUGCAUGGAUCUUAAAAAUUUAAGGGUAGCUAUUGAAAAAUAGAAAAAGAAAAUAUAUCUUUCAAAUAAAUUGAAGUAAAAACAGGAAAGAAAAAAAUGAUCAGUCCAGUACAAAGCCAGGAUGGCAGGAAAAGGCAAAGAGAAAAUAAAAUACAUAUUAAACACUUUUAGCAAAAGAAUAACUUCUUCCAGCUUCACCCCAGACCCUUUCCUUCUUAUGUCCAAACAUAAACAGCUAGUGAAGGACCUGCUGUGACUUUGGUAGUGAGGUGCUGUGUACUUUUUUGUACUUACCGUAAGAGAAAUUAUGAGAUGGAUGGGAGGCUGAAAAUGAACACCAGGGAGGAGACCAGGGCUGGCUGUCCGUGGUAGCUGUAAGCCACUCGUGGCUGCUGAGUAUUUAGAUGUGCUGGACGUGUAAAAUAUGUGCCAGGUUUUAGACUUAAUCCCUCCCCCCAAGAUAAAAUAGCUCAUUAAUAAUUUUUGUAUUAGUUAUAUUUUGAAAUAAUAUUUUAUAAAUAUUGGACUAAAUGAAUUAUUAAAUUAAUUUUACCUGUUUCAUUUUGCUUUUUUAAUGUGAAUCCUAGAAAAUUUAAAAUUACAUGUGUGACUCUCAUCAUACUUCUGUUGGGCAGCACUGGACCAGAGCCUGUAAUGCAGAUUUCUGUCCCUAAGGGGGCCCUAGUAUAAGAGUCUAGAGGGGGCUUCAAGGGAAGAUACACCCUCUGUACUUGGACCGAACUCCAUCCCUCCUGGAGAGGCAUUUUUAUAGAAGGUAAUAUCAGAGAGAAGUGACUCUUAACAUAUCUGGAAGUUUAGAAUUUUGGAAGAUCAUAGGAAGGGAUCAUGACCAGAGAAGAAUAUGACUCCCUCCAGUCUGGUCCCUGUCUUUGUUCCUCGGUCAGUUGGUCCCUAGAGUCCUCUUGAGGGGUUGAGAAAAUCGUGAUUCAUCCUCAGGUCUCAGCUCUGGUGUCUGUGGCGGGAUGAAGUGCAGGUUGCAGUAAAAGCACAGAUGUGGUUUGCUCUUGGGCUAGGGCUUCAUCUGGGAGAUCAAAUGUGUGGGAAUCCAGAGGCCAAAUGCACAGUGCUCAUCCUGAUCUGUACUUGGAUUGGAAGAAUUAAGAAAGGAGUGGGCAGGUAGCCUGGGGCUUAUGAGGCUGGUAGAAGUUGGGGGAGAAAAAAGAAGAUUGUAAAAAUCAUCAGGUGUGACCUGGAAGUUGCAGACCAAGGCACCCCAUUUACUCCAAGGCUUAUUUCUUGGGAACCAAGGGCAAGGGGCAUCAUACUUUGGGUAAAACCAAAUUCUUUACCCUACAGAGGUCACAUGGAAGCCUGGAUCUGAAAAAAAUGAUUCGAAUCGGUAGACUGAAUGGGAGGCUUGCACACAGCUGCGGGAGUGUUAGGAAAGAAGCUGCUGGGUGCCUAGCUGUUCUAGAAAGCCCAGGUUUCUCAACCUCAGGAUGAUUGACAUUUUUGACUGGGUGAUUCUUUGUUGUACAGAUGUCCUGUGCCUUGUAGGAUGUUUAGCAGCAUCCCUGCCUUCUACCCAGUAAAUACCAGCAUUUCUCUAGUGACAACCAAAAAUGCCCUUAAAAAAAAACUCUAGUGACAAUCACAAAUGCCCUUAGGCAUUAGCAAAUGUCCCUACCCUGGCAAAUC
Loxodonta africana (African savanna elephant) is the source of this 5160-nucleotide messenger RNA. RefSeq names its product tripartite motif-containing protein 6. The record is from RefSeq and is a predicted model, not a curated record. Bases 755 to 2221 code for a protein of 488 amino acids. NCBI's taxonomy places the organism in Eukaryota, Metazoa, Chordata, Mammalia, Proboscidea, Elephantidae. Gene Ontology annotation, molecular function: protein kinase binding; zinc ion binding; ubiquitin protein ligase activity. The transcript is spliced from 9 exons. Gene Ontology annotation, biological process: regulation of protein localization; protein polyubiquitination; positive regulation of canonical NF-kappaB signal transduction. Gene Ontology annotation, cellular component: cytosol; cytoplasm; nucleoplasm.